AUGUCAGCAGAAACAGGACUACAACCGGAGAUGGCAAACGUCGACCGACCUAAUGAAGACCUGCCUGUCGCCGCUGAACAAAGUGAUGAUCUUUUCGGCGAGGACCCUAACGGAGAGUCUGUUGAUAAUGUCGCCAAGGCGCCUCUCGACAAUGUUGUCGAUGAUGCCGACGCACUCAAGCCGGCGCCGGCUGCGACUGACCUCUCGGCCAAUGGUCCGCCGACUCCCGCCGACUCGCAAACUGUCGAUGCACCUACAUCCGACGCUGCUCCAGUGACAGAACAAUCAUCUGGCAUUGAAGGCGUUGCAAAAUUCAUCCCGUCUGACGCGAACCUCGAGCAGCCUGUCGUCUCGCCAUCAGAGCCCCUUGGCGACGGAGAAGCGCACAUCACUGAGGACACUGAAAUCACUGAUGCACCUUCACUUACGACCGCAACCGACACUCACUCUGCCACCGUGCCGGAACCUCAAGUGACUGAAGAUCCAAAGCCUGCCGUCACCGAUGGUGUUGUUGCCGCCAACCCUGACUCAGAUCAACUCGCAGCCACAGAUCUCUCCAACGGUGUUGCUGACCAAUCAAAAAUCGACGACAUAAAACCCGCAUCAGAUCUUCCUCUCACCAACGGCUCUACCUCCGAUUCGACUGCAGCAGCUGGAACAUCCUCCACUAUGGAAGCUCCCACUGCGCUAGCGCCUGCCGCGCUUCCGGCAGACACAUCGAUCGACCAAGAAAUGUCAGAUGCGCCCUCAGCAGGAACUGUGCGCGCACGCGAAGAAGAUGAUGCGACUGGCGAGCCUUCAGCAAAGCGCACAAAGACAGGAGAUGAUGUCAACGGCAAAGAGCAAGCCGAAUUUGAAAGCUCUGCUCAGGCUGCACCUGUCACUUCGAAUGGCGGAACUAACGGCAUCGCUGUUCCUGUCGUUCGCCCUCAAAACACACCCCGCAUCAGCUCUGGUCCUAUCACUAAGAAUCAAAAGGCCUUCUUGAUUGAANAAAUGAAGAACACCAAGAAAGUGAAGUCUGCCUUCUGGUUUACUAAGCCUGUUGACUACGUGGCUUUGAACAUUCCCCACUACCCAACCAUCAUCAAACAGCCCAUGGACCUUACAACAAUUGAGCAGAAACUCAAGAAUGACCAAUACUCGUCGGUCGACGAUCUUGUAUCUGACUUUGAGCUCAUGGUCACAAACUGCUUUACCUUUAACGGCAUUAACCAUGCUGCUUCUGUGUCAGCACAAAACCUCAGAGCCUAUUUCAUGAAGCAGAUGCAAAUGUGCCCCACUGGAGAAGCUGCAUUGCCUAAGGCAAAGUCCCAUGUCGCUAAGAAGGCAUCGCCCAAGCCUGCUGCUCUACCACGCGCCGAGCCAGCCAAGCCCGCCGCACCAGUCAAGUCGCCUUCUGGCGAGACGUUUGCUCUUCUGCCCGAUGGAACACCGAUGAUUCGUAGAGAUUCGACUGCUGGCAGACCCAAGCGGGCUGUCGUUCCUCCAGCUCCCCGCGAUCUGCCUUAUUCAACAUCCAAACCCAAGAGAAAGGNNGAAGCACAAACUGGUCUCAAGUUCUGCGAGCACAUUCUAGAAGAGUUCCGCAAGCCCAAGCACGACCGCUACGCCGCUCCGUUCCGCAUUCCCGUGGAUCCCGUUGCUCUCAACAUUCCUCAGUACUUCAGCAUUAUCAAGCACCCCAUGGACAUUUCUACGAUCACCCAGAGGCUCAAGGGAGGACAGUAUGCGUCUGCUGAAGAGUUCAGAAAUGAUUUCGAGUUGAUGUUUUCCAACUGCUUCAAGUUCAACCCUGCUGGAAACAUCGUGCACGACAUGGGCAAAGACUUCCAGACCGAGUUUCACAGAGAGUGGUCCAAGAAGGAUAGCUGGAUAAAGAGACACACACCUCAAUCUCAACGCGCUAGUCCCGUGUCAGAUGUUUCUGAUGGUGAUGAUUCUGAUGAUGGCCACGAGGAAGACGACGAGCAUGACAGCAACGAGGCUACAAUCUCUCUGCUCAGAGAGCAACUGGCCGCAAUGCAGAACAUGGUUGCAUCGAUCUCUGGCGGUAAACGCGCAUCUCCCAAGGCUUCUGGCAGCAAGAAGAAGAGCAAGAGUGGCAACACCGGCACCAGCAAGCCCAAGAAGUCGGGCGGCAGCUCUAGCCUUUCACGUCCUACUAUCAAGACCAGUUCCAAGCCUAAGAAACAACGCCUGGUCACAUAUGAUGAGAAACAGGAAAUCAGCAGCGCCACAGAACACAUGAGUGCCGAGCAGGUAGAGAGGCUGACCAACAUCAUCACGGAGAAUGUUGCUAAGUACAAGGACAUGGCUGGUGAUGAUGUUGAGCUUGAGAUCGAUGAUCUGCCCAAUGAAGUACAGCACAAGCUGCUUCGUUACGUCCGCACUAUCUUCCCGAAAGCUGAGCCGGUCGAAAUGGAUGCCAACGCGAUCGAUGACGACUACGAACCCGAAAAGCCGUCAGCACGUUCUGGCGGAGCUGCAAAGAAGAAGCACAAGCCCAUGAAGAAGCACGAACAAGAGGACCGCAUCAGACAGCUCAAGGAGCAGAUGGCUGCCAUGUCUGGUGAUGUCAACUCCGUCGCUGGUGGUGCGGCACCCUCAGCUGCUCACCGCGCCGAUUCUAGUGAUGACGAAGACAGCGAGAGCAGUGAAGAAGAAUAG
Messenger RNA from Aureobasidium musti, 2670 nucleotides. NCBI's taxonomy places the organism in Eukaryota, Fungi, Ascomycota, Dothideomycetes, Dothideales, Saccotheciaceae. The record is from the annotation of a GenBank genome assembly.